This is a messenger RNA of Pteronotus mesoamericanus, 1356 nucleotides long. RefSeq names its product phytanoyl-CoA 2-hydroxylase (gene PHYH). Gene Ontology annotation, biological process: fatty acid alpha-oxidation. Gene Ontology annotation, molecular function: phytanoyl-CoA dioxygenase activity. Lineage: Eukaryota; Metazoa; Chordata; Mammalia; Chiroptera; Mormoopidae. The coding region runs from base 78 to 1091 and encodes 337 amino acids. The transcript has 9 exons. The record is from RefSeq and is a predicted model, not a curated record.
CUCCCCGGCGGGAGGCGGGGCGUCCGCAGAAGUCAAGAGGAGCCAAGGCUCCACCGCCAGGUCUCCUCGCAAUCACCAUGUUGGGGUCACGCGCUGCCCGUCGCCUGAACGUAGUGGUGAGACACCUUAGCCGCCCCUCGGUUGGGACCAUCAUAGCUCACCUCACUUCGGAGGCUCUUUCUCCUGCCAAUUUUCAUCCUCAACAAUUCCAGUAUACUCUGGAUAAUAACGUUCUAAGCCUAGAACAGAGAAAAUUUUAUGAAGAAAAUGGGUUUCUUGUCAUUAAAAAUUUGGUAUCUGAUGCUGAUAUCGAAUGCUUUAGGAAGGAGUUUGAAAGAAUCUGCAGACAGGAGGUAAAACCUCUUGGAUUAAUGAUAAUGAAAGAUGUGACCAUUGCAAAAACAGAACAUGCUGUAAAUGAAAAAGUGGUUACCAAGCUCCAAGAUUUCCAAGAAGACCGGGAACUCUUCAGAUACUGCACUAUUCCUGAGAUUCUAAAAUACGUGGAGUGCUUCACUGGACCCAAUAUCAUGGCCAUGCAUACAAUGCUGAUAAAUAAACCUCCAGAUUCUGGCAAGAAGACAUCCCGCCAUCCCAUGCACCAGGAUCUGCACUACUUUCCCUUCAGGCCCAGUAAUACAAUUGUCUGUGCUUGGACAGCCAUGGAGCACAUUGACCGGAACAAUGGCUGCCUGGUGGUACUCCCAGGCACGCACAAAAGCACCCUGAAGCCACAUGAUUAUCCCCAGUGGGAGGGGGGAGUUAACAUAUUGUUCCAUGGGAUCCAGGACUAUGACAAAAACAGUGCCCGGGUGCACCUGGUGAUGGAGAAGGGAGACACCGUUUUCUUUCACCCUUUGCUCAUCCAUGGAUCCGGUCAGAACAGAACUCAAGGAUUCCGGAAGGCAAUUUCCUGCCAUUUUGCCAGUGCUGACUGCCACUACAUCGAUGUGAAGGGCACUAGUCAAGAAAAGAUUGAGAAGGAAGUUGUGUUGUUAGCAAAAAAAAUGUAUGGAAUUGAAAAUGUCUCCAUGAAGGAUAUUUGGAGAAUUCGAGGACGGCUUGUGAAAGGAGAAAGAACCAACCUUUGAAACAGCCCUUUGCUAUAAAUCUUUUAAAGAAAACCAAAAUUAAACAAGGUGUCUAAGGAAAAUAUUUUCUUAAUGAGAUGACGUAAUUUUUCCUAUCACUUGUUAACAAAAUCAAAAUGCUUGUAUCAGUACUUAAUUGCCUGUGGGUAAUUUUGCAGUGCAGUGAUGUUGCUUUGAUGACUGUAAAAACAGUGGAAGUGAAAUAUCACUGUUUUAAGGAAAAUAAAGUUAGGGUUACAACUGAAUAAAGAUGAAUGCUGUAUAA